This is a messenger RNA of Brugia malayi, 171 nucleotides long. RefSeq lists its product as uncharacterized. Lineage: Eukaryota; Metazoa; Nematoda; Chromadorea; Rhabditida; Onchocercidae. The record is from RefSeq and is a predicted model, not a curated record. The transcript is spliced from 2 exons. The annotation marks the transcript as partial.
UUUGUUUCAGCUUUGUGGGAAUAUUGCGAACUGGAUGAAACAUUUUCCUUCACAAUUUACAAUUUGCAAAUUUCGUUGCUGAAGUUUAUUGAAGGUUAUGGUAUCGCAACUUGUUGUCUAUUCUUUGCAUGUCACUCCACUAAUUGCUAUUUGGGUUGCUUUACUGUAUGA